CCGUCGUGCUGACUCCUUUAUUUUUACUUCUUGGCACCAUUGCUGAAUGCUGUCACAGUUUCAUUUGACAGUUGUUUUUACUUGGUUUUUAUUACUAUCCUUUUAAGUUUUAAUCAAUUCAAUUGAUGCUUGCUGAUUGCUGAUAGUAAAGCUUAAAGUAGGAUAUACAGAGAUCAAAAUCGGCUUUGUAAACGUUUGUGUGUUUUAUCUUUGUGAAGUAUUCUGUGUGUAAACUUUGGUGUGAACGCUGAAAAGAAUAUCAUGGAUAUUGAACGUUUAAAAAAUGAUUCAAAACUAGUUCUUUGCCGAAAGUAUUAUUAUGGAGGAUUUGCUUUUCUACCAUUCCUGUGGACAAUUAAUGCUUUUUGGUUUUCCAGAGAUGCAUUUUAUAAACCUCAUUUUGAAGAACAACAUCAAAUCAGACAAUAUGUCAUUCGCUCAGGAAUUGGUGCUCUUGUCUGGUUGGUGAUUUUCAUUAGUUGGACCUGUGUUUUCCAGAUCAACAGAGCUUCUUGGGGAGAAUUAGGAGAUCAGUUAUCAUUUGUCAUUCCAAGAGGAAUACCAUAAAUUAAUUAAAUGUAUUCUGAAAUCUGACUUUCUUUUGCUAAUUAAUGCCUGGUUUUCUGUUCAUGUGUUCUAAUACAGGUGAAGUAACAUUCUGA
Daphnia pulicaria is the source of this 662-nucleotide messenger RNA. It is a transcript of the gene pen-2, whose product is annotated as gamma-secretase subunit PEN-2-like. The record is from RefSeq and is a predicted model, not a curated record. Lineage: Eukaryota; Metazoa; Arthropoda; Branchiopoda; Diplostraca; Daphniidae. The coding region runs from base 262 to 567 and encodes 101 amino acids. Gene Ontology annotation, biological process: Notch receptor processing. Gene Ontology annotation, cellular component: gamma-secretase complex. The transcript is spliced from 3 exons.